This is a messenger RNA of Echinops telfairi (small Madagascar hedgehog), 1378 nucleotides long. The record is from the annotation of a RefSeq genome assembly. Lineage: Eukaryota; Metazoa; Chordata; Mammalia; Afrosoricida; Tenrecidae.
AUGUUAAAACUUAUUAUCCCAACCCUUAUAUUGAUCCCCUUAACAUGACUCUCAAACAACAAAAAUUUAUGAAUCAAUACUCUAAUAUAUAGCUUCAUACUUACACCAAUUAGCCUACUCUUACUUAAUCAAACCUCUGACACAAGCCUAAACAUAUCUAUCCUAUUUUUUUCUGACCCAUUAUCUACCCCUCUUAUUAUUCUUUCCUCAUGACUCCUUCCAUUAAUACUUUUAGCUAGUCAAUCUCAUAUAUCAAAAGAAUCAGAAACUCGAAAAAAGUACUAUAUCACUAUGCUUAUUGUACUUCAACUCUUUCUCUUCAUGACAUUUUCAGCAACUGAAAUAAUACUAUUUUAUAUUUUAUUUGAGUCAACACUUAUUCCUACUCUAAUUAUUAUUACCCGCUGAGGAAAUCAAACAGAACGACUAAACGCAGGAGUCUAUUUCCUCUUUUAUACUCUUAUGGGCUCAUUACCUCUAUUAAUUGUUCUCACCUACAUUUAUAAUAAUUUAGGUACAUUAAAUCUCCUAAUUCUACCAUACUAUAUCAUGCCCUUACCGUUCUUAUGAUCUUCUAAACUGUUAUGAUUAGCCUGCAUAAUAGCUUUUAUAGUUAAAAUGCCCCUCUAUGGCUUACACUUAUGAUUACCUAAAGCACACGUAGAGGCCCCAAUCGCAGGAUCUAUAGUUUUAGCUGCUAUUCUUCUUAAAUUAGGAGGGUACGGAAUAAUGCGCAUUACAAUUUUUCUUGACCCUAUCACCCUAAAUAUAUCUUACCCGUUCCUAAUAUUAUCCCUAUGAGGAAUACUUAUAACCAGCUCAAUCUGCCUGCGGCAAGUAGACUUAAAGUCCCUUAUUGCCUACUCAUCUGUUAGCCAUAUAGCACUAGUAAUUGUAGCGAUUCUUAUUCAAACCCCCUGAAGCUUUAUAGGUGCCUCCACCCUUAUAAUUGCACAUGGCUUGACUUCCUCCAUACUAUUUACCUUAGCUAACACAAACUAUGAACGUACUCACAGCCGUACUAUAAUUCUUGCUCGAGGUUUACAAACCAUACUCCCUGUAAUAGCUUCAUGAUGAAUUUUAGCCAGCCUAACCAAUCUAGCUCUCCCCCCUACGAUUAAUUUAAUUGGAGAAUUAUUAAUUAUUUCAUCAUCAUUUUCUUGAUCAAACAUUACUAUACUAUUAAUAGGCCUAAACAUAUUAAUAACCGCUUCCUACACCCUCUAUAUACUUAUUAUAACUCAACGAGGAAAUGUAAAUCCCCAUAUUAAAUUCGUACUCCCUUCAUUUACUCGAGAGAAUACUCUAAUAGCCCUUCACAUACUUCCUCUACUCCUAUUAACGCUUAACCCCAAAAUCAUUAUAGGACCAACUUUCU